Messenger RNA from Hyalella azteca, 2806 nucleotides. RefSeq names its product glucose dehydrogenase [FAD, quinone]. Gene Ontology annotation, molecular function: flavin adenine dinucleotide binding; oxidoreductase activity, acting on CH-OH group of donors. The coding region runs from base 177 to 1988 and encodes 603 amino acids. Lineage: Eukaryota; Metazoa; Arthropoda; Malacostraca; Amphipoda; Hyalellidae. The transcript is spliced from 14 exons. The record is from RefSeq and is a predicted model, not a curated record.
ACAGAGUAUUUAUCAGAUUCCUAGAGCGACUAUGUAUAUUACGAACCCUUCAUGUAUGAGUAAUUUGAAAUAAAUUUAGUUAUCUGUCAAGCGAAAUCUACAUAACUGAUUUUAGUCAUUGUUGAAUCACGUAAAAUAUUUUAUUUUAAUUUAGGGUUAAACCACGAGGUUCAGGAAUGGGACAGGCGGCAAUUAAUGCUGCUAUGGCAGCCCUAGUUGGGUUCACAGCGAAAUUACUGAUCGGGCAAGCGAAUUUCCCCACGGACAUCGUAGAGGAUGACGUCUCUGUGGACUUCAUUAUCGUGGGCUCGGGAUCUGCGGGCAGUCCGGUGGCGGCUCGGCUGUCGGAGAACCCGGCGUGGGAGGUGCUGGUUCUGGAGGCAGGAGGUGCCCCGCCGGCCGAGAGUAGAGUGCCUGGUAUGAUGCUCUAUUCCAUGCCCGACUACGGCCGCUACGGCUACAACUACCGCACCACACCACAAAAAUACUCUCAGUUCAAUUACGUUAAUAAUGCAAACUUGUUCCCUCGCGGAAAAUUAAUCGGGGGCUCAAGUGCCGUGAAUUUCAUGAUGUACAAUCGAGGCAACCGCUACGACUACGACCGGUGGGCCGCUCUGGGCAACAAUGGCUGGGACUACAAAACGGUGUUGAAGUAUUUCAAAAAAUCUGAGAACUACAGAGGACGAAUCACACCAGAAAACACGGCGUACCACGGCGUAGGAGGACCGAUGACGGUGGAGAGCAAGCGCUACGGCACGCCGCUGGCGAAGGCUUACCUGGACGCAGGCAGAGAGUUGGGGUACCCCAGCCUAGACACCAACGCCGCGUCGCAGAUGGGUUUCAACACACCCGACGUGACCGUGAAGGACGGACUGCGACAGUCGGCCGCGGAGUCUUUCAUUAAACCAAAUCUGCACAGACGCAACCUCAGAAUACAGUCGGACUCACAAGUUACGAAGGUUUUGUUCGAUCGAAACCUUCGAGCCAUCGGCGUCGAGUACAAACAUCGCAAUCGAGUGCGUCGCGCGUACGCCCGCAAGGAGGUCGUGCUGAGCGCUGGCGCUGUGGACUCGCCGAAGCUCUUGCUGCUCUCGGGCGUGGGGCCGCGACAGCACCUCGAGGCCCUGGGGAUUCGAACUCUGGUCGACCUACCCGGAGUCGGGCAAAAUUUCCAAGACCAUCCAUCCAUUUUUGGAAUUUGUUGGAAUGUUCCUAAGGGAAUGGCCACCUCCUUCCAGCGCCUCCUCGGCCCAGCGUCAAAAAUUGAGUACAUCACCAAACGAUCAGGUCCUUUGAGUGCACCUUUUGGGAUGGAAGGCAACGCUUGGGUGCGCCUGCGGGAGGGCGACCCGACCUUCCCGGACAUGCAAUUCCUCAUUGCCUCGCUCUCUAUCGGAGUUGACUUCGGUCUGCUCAUCUCGCCCACUGUCGGCUUCAAGAGAGAGGUGUACAACGACUAUUUCAAGCCGUACCAGGGCCAGGAAGGCUUCAACAUUGGCCCGAUGUUGACUGUACCCAAAAGCCGCGGAUCGAUCACGCUACGGUCAAAUGAUCCUGCAGAUCCUCCGCUGAUCGAUCCCAACUUCCUCAGCCACCCGGACGAUGUUGAACUAUUUUUGGAGGGUGUCAAAUUCGCGCUCGCCAUAGGAAAUACUACCGUCAUGCGGGAGAGGAUCGGUGCCAGGUUUAACGAUCGCCCAGUUACUGGGUGCAAGCAUUUGAGUUACGGAUCGGAUGAUUACUGGCGUUGCUUCAUCCGCCGGAUGGCGUCAACCACCUACCAUCCAGCCGGCACUUGCAAGAUGGCGCCCGAGUCAGACCCAGGGAGUGUUGUGUCCUCACGAUUACUCGUGCGGGGAGUCUCCGGGCUUCGGGUCAUCGACGCAUCCAUCAUGCCCUUUAUCACCUCGGGUAACACGAAUGCCCCGAGCAUCAUGAUCGGCGAGAGAGGUGCGGAUUUCAUCAAGGAAGAUCACGGAUUUAUUUAAAUCAAAAGUCGAUAAUCGAGAAAAGUAAUUUUGCGUCAUCUUUAGGUGCCAUUUUUGUGUGCCACUUAGGUGCAUAAGCUUACAAUUGUUAUAAUAAUCUCUGGACAUAGGCUCAUCCGUAACAUGAACAGCAAAACUUAACACGAAAAUUCACUGAUAAAAAAGGUGGCCAUGAUGAUAUCAAGUCUCAUAUCAUAAUCAGAUAAGUAAUUAUUAAAUCACCAUUAAUGAAUCACGACAAAUUGUUAAAUAAUCAUUAAUGCCUUGAUGGAUCAGUGAACACAGCAUAAAGUGUAACGAUAGAUUUCAUCUGAUUCUCUGUAAGUAUUCCGAGUAGUGCAGUAGUUUACUUCAGUGCUCCCGGUGACGACGUAAAGAAUAUCACGUCACCCUAUGCUUAACCUGCACCAACUUUCUUUACCACCACGCUCCCAUGACUUUCUAGUUCGCUUGUGCGACAAUUAUUUGACUUGUUUUCAUCCUCAAUAACUUUGUUUCAUCAUAGAGUGAGCGAAAUGAAAAUAAUUGUAUUCAUUGUAUUGUAAUGACAUUUUCGUCGGCCCCGUUACCUAAGUCGCUGGCCAUCAAUAAUAAGAGUAUGUCUUAAUAGCAGAAUUGAAACAAAAAAAUGUCUUGUGAAAUCGAGAUUUAUAAUUUCUAGUAUCGCGCAAUCAAAACAAAAUGCAUUCUUUGAUGCUUUUUCCAUUAUUUUUUCAAUAUUGAUGUGUGCAGCAGCAAGAAUGGCGACUAUUGCGCGUGGACUUAGAUGGAUUACAGCCUGAAUUUUUGACCUUUAUUAAAAUAAAUCUUUUCCCGAA